Scedosporium apiospermum is the source of this 1245-nucleotide messenger RNA. RefSeq lists its product as uncharacterized. The coding region runs from base 1 to 1245 and encodes 414 amino acids. NCBI's taxonomy places the organism in Eukaryota, Fungi, Ascomycota, Sordariomycetes, Microascales, Microascaceae. The record is from RefSeq and is a predicted model, not a curated record. The transcript has 3 exons.
AUGGGUGCUCUUACGACAUUAGGCUUGCCUCUCGUCGCCCUGUUCGCCAUUGGCUUCCAGAUCUUCCUCAAGGACCCGGUGUGGCUAGGCCUGGGCAUCGGAAAGGAGUUCCAGCCCUUAUCCCACUUUCCCUAUGAGUGCCGCCGAAUCGACAGUGACCCCCAUCUUCAGGGAUGCGAGGACAUGUGGCUCUCCGAGCAAACGCGAGUGCUGUACCUCGCGUGUUCUGACGUGAUGAGCCGAACGCACUGGUUUCCGAGCAAUGAUCACUUCAACUUAUCUGGGCGCUCCCAGAAGGAUGCCGUGAUCGCCCUUCAAAUUGACUCUCCGGCGGGAACCUCCUUCAAGUACAAUGUUCUCAAGACCUCUGGGUAUGCCGGCACCGCUGGAGAUGGAUUGCUCGACCUCACUGGCAUCGCGGGUCUGGAUGUUGCAAGCGAAGGAGAAAAAAGUGAAGGGGAUGAGGAGAGCAUCGUUGAAUUGCUCCUUGUCAACAUGCGCCCUUCGCUAGACUCUACUGGGAAAAUUGCCUCUGAUCAAUCCGUCACGGGUGGUAACUCGACUAUUGAGGUGUUCCAGGUCCGCGGCCGCGACGCGGAGACCAUGACGCACCUGCACACCGUCGCGGAUCCCAACAUCGCCACACCUAACAACAUCGCCCUCGCCAAUAACGAAAACAGCAAACAAUUCUACAUCACCAAUGAUCACGGCCUCCAGAAGGUUGGGAUACGAUCCCACCUGUCGCCUCUCCUGGGAACCGGCAAUGUGGCUUUCUGCACUGUGGACGGCGGGUGUAAGCUUGUUUCGGAGGGUCACAAGUAUCCUAACGGGCUAACGCAACAUGACGGGUUCGUUUACGUUCCGGGUUCCAUGUAUGGAGGCAUUCAAGUUUACCGCAUUGCGGAAGGGACCAACGGUCUCGAGAAGGUAGAGGACAUACCUAUCAAUUACGGCCUGGACAAUCUCUCUGUGGAUGCUAAGGGCGACAUCUACGCGGCUGCGUUCCCGAAAGGAAUCGAGAUUCUACAGUCUUUCAAGGACCCGUACAACUCGAAGCCUCGAUCCACGGUGAUACGCGUUCGGAAGGCCAAGAAUGGAACGCACUCCUGGGAGAAGGUCUUGGAAGAUGGCGAGGGCGGUACGCUCCCUGGUGCUACCACUGUCGUGCACGAUGCGAAGACGGGAAGGCUCUUUCUAAGCGGUGUCAUAUCUCCUUUCAUCACUGUCUGUGAGCCUCGAUCCUGA